CUCUCCAAUCAUUUCAAAACCAUGCUCCAACCGUAGUCUCACUGCCCUCACUUCCCCUCUCCUUUCAUUCUUUCACUAAGUUUGAAGACAUUUGGAAGUAAAUAUGAACAAGGCUGAUUCAAAGAGCAUGAAAUCUUGUUGGUGUGAAAGUCAUCUCAAUCCUGAGAAUUCCGAGUGGCUGGCAGGAAAUUCCAAAGAAAUGAACCAGAAUAUUAACCAAAUAAUGAAAUUGGUGGAAGACAAUAUUGAAGAGCAUUAUCAGAUUAAAUCUGAGGUGAUUGACCAAGUUCAGGAACUCCGCCGUAUUUAUCAGUCUCUGGCCGAGCGCUACGAUCAUUGGAGCGGUGAAUUGCGUAAAACUGUACUUUCUGAUUUCCUAACUCAAGGCCCUGACAGUGGUUUGGAUCAAAACUCUCCAAUGGUUACACCUGAUAAAAAAUUGGGUAUACCCAAGUCUGUUCAACAAGCUUUAUCUUUCAGUUCUGGCGGUGGUAGUUCUGAGUUGUCAUCGAAGGAAGGGACUGAAUCAUCUUCGUUCUCAUCAGAUUUGGAUUCUGAAUCUUUCGGCUCAUCUGUCAACAUCUACUUGCGUUCAGUGAUGGAUGCUGAUAACGGGGUAGAGCAUCACAAAGUUAUUGAGCAAGGAAGUGAUCUCCCAACAAUGACGGAGAAGAUACGAGUGGUUGAUGGAGAGAAUGUAGAAGGAAAGUUGAAGAUGGGGGGAAACAGAAGCUAUGAAGAACUGAAUGAAAGAUUCGCCAAAUGUGAAGAAGAGCUAAGGAAUUCCAACCUAAAACUCCAGCUUGCAGAAGAAGAGAUUGUGAGGUUGAAUGCAGAGCUCAAGAAGAGUGAGUCUGUUUCUGUACUUGCUGAAAACAUGGCCGUUCAACUCGAAUCAUUGCAGAGAGACAUGAAAAUGAGGGAAGCUGAUCUUGAGCUGGAGAAGGGGAAGGUAAUUGAGUUGCAAAAACAGAUAGUUGAGAUGGGAGCUUGCUUUUCUGACUCGAACUCCGAAGCUUCAAGGUUGAUGGAGGAGAUUGCUGGAAGUAAAGAAAAGAUCAAGGCAACAGAAGAAGAGAUUGUAAUGUUGAAGCAUGAGCUCGGGAAGAAGGUUUAUGAUGAUGCACAUGACGUGCUAGGCCAGCUUGAGUCUGCCCAAGAAGAGAUAGCAACAUUAAAGGCCGAACUAGACAUAGACAGGAGGCAGGUUGUGAACUUACAGGAGCAGAUUUUGAGGUACAAGGAUGAUCUAUCUAGUCGUGGUCGUGAAGUUGAGGAAUUAAAGGGUGCAUUAUGUGAUGCCCAGGAUCAUUUCUCUAUGCAGAAAGCAAGUUUCCAGUCUGAAAUUUUUGGCCUGUUAGAAAAAGAGACCCAUUUAGAGGCAAGACUCAAGGAAUGGGAAUUACGCGGAAGACUAUUGGAGGAAAAGUUACGGGAAAUUGAAACAGAAAAAAUGGAAAUGAAAGGUUUGUAUGAUGUUCAAGAGACUAUGUUGCGAGGUCAGAUAAGUCAGCUAAGGGCAGAAGUCAAUGAGAAAGCUGUAAAUGUAGAAGCUCUGAAUAAGGACUUUGACAAAGUGAAAUUCAAUUAUGAUAUGCUUAUGGCAGAGAAAGAUGGAGCUACUGCAAAGGGAAACACUCUCGUAGCCGAGGUUCGUUCCCGAGAUUCACUGAUUGGGAAAAUGGAGGAGCAUUUAGAACAAUUAAGCAGGGAACAUCAGCAGCUGAUUUCAGGAUCAAAACAUGCAAAGAAUGUAGAGAAUGAAUUGAAAUUGAAGAUAAAGGACCUUGAGAAGGAAGUGGAUAGGCAUAGAAUUAUGAUGUUAGAUUUGGCUGAGGAGAAAAGAGAGGCAAUAAGACAACUUUCUUUCACUCUGGAGCAUUACAUGAGUGGUUAUAAAGAAUUUCAGGCAUUUCUCAAGCACAAAGGACAUGCAGUUAGGGCUUCAUGAGUUUCAUUAAUUGUGUUAGUAUAGUUUACCAGUCUUGAUUGUAUUCCCCCCCGUUUUGUUGGAUGCUUUUGUUAAAUUUUCUUUUUUGUGUCAA
Molecule: messenger RNA, 2045 nt
Organism: Hibiscus syriacus
Lineage: Eukaryota; Viridiplantae; Streptophyta; Magnoliopsida; Malvales; Malvaceae
Product: protein NETWORKED 4A-like
Exons: 3
Coding region: 104-1951 (615 amino acids)
Cellular component (GO): vacuolar membrane
Molecular function (GO): actin binding
Source: RefSeq, a predicted model, not a curated record